This is a messenger RNA of Leptosia nina, 498 nucleotides long. The record is from the annotation of a GenBank genome assembly. Lineage: Eukaryota; Metazoa; Arthropoda; Insecta; Lepidoptera; Pieridae.
AUGCUUAUUAAUCCUCUAAAUUACUAUGUUAAUACUAAGCUAAGCUUCGAACCAAUGAUGAUAGCUGCCUAUUCACCCAGGGACGGCAGGCCCGUCUCCGACAUCGCCCUGAGGAGGUUCCGGGUGCAGAGUUUCAGAAGGCGCUCGGUACUAGUAAUAAGACACGCUCGUCGGGAGGACUCCGCGACGUAUGAAUGCCGGGCCCAAGGGGCCGUGGGGCCACCGGCUGUUGCCUCAGCCAAUGUCAGCGUCAUGUCGCCCACCACGUCCGCGCCGGACACCUCAAUGCUGGGAGCGCCGUGCCCGAUGCCGGACCCUUCUUCCUACUGCCUCAACGGAGGCACUUGUUUAUUCUUCGAGCUUGUGCAAGAACAGGCUUGCAAAUGCCCAGAAGGCUUCAACGGUCAACGCUGUGAGAACAAGGACGUGUCGAAUAGGAGCAGUAUGUAUCAUUCCUACACAUGCAAACUGGGCCUCUCGACGUCUUACUACUGUUAG